Molecule: messenger RNA, 2540 nt
Organism: Homalodisca vitripennis (glassy-winged sharpshooter)
Lineage: Eukaryota; Metazoa; Arthropoda; Insecta; Hemiptera; Cicadellidae
Product: pescadillo homolog
Biological process (GO): ribosome biogenesis; maturation of LSU-rRNA from tricistronic rRNA transcript (SSU-rRNA, 5.8S rRNA, LSU-rRNA)
Cellular component (GO): PeBoW complex; nucleolus
Molecular function (GO): RNA binding
Source: RefSeq, a predicted model, not a curated record
UUUGCAGCGGAGUACAUGAACACGUGCGACAUGUGUUAUUGUGCUGGUUUAAGUUAAUUUUAAUUUUCUAUUUCUUUUCAUUAUAGUUUUAAUAAGUUGUGUUAUAUAACCUUGAACUAAACUUUUAAACUCUAAAGUUAAUCUGUAAUUCAAAAUGGUUGGACAACGCAAGAAGAAGUACCAGUCAGGAGAAGGAGUACAGUACAUGUCUCGAGCUCGAGCAAUGAAGAAACUCCAGCUGACUUUAAAGGAUUUCCGGAGACUAUGUAUUCUCAAGGGCAUCUACCCUCGAGAGCCGCAGAGUCGGAAGCGUGCCCAACAGGGAAAAGCAGGCAUACAGACAUUGUAUCACAAAAAAGACAUUCAGUUUUUAAUGCAUGAGCCGAUAAUCUGGAAAUUGAGAGAUAUGAAGGUUCAUUUUCGACGACUUGGGAGAGCCAAGAGCUUAAGAAAGUUUGGUGAAAUGAAACACUUGAUGAAGAAACAUCCGAAUUUGACGUUAGAUCACAUAGUCAAAGAGAGGUAUCCGACAUUCAUAGACGCCCUACGAGAUCUGGACGACUGCCUGACUCUCUGUUUCCUAUUCGCCAUGUUCCCCAGCCUCAACGGAGUGCCACGAGACCAGAGCGUACUCUGCCGCCGGCUUACCAUAGAGUUCAUGCAUGCCUGCAUCGCUGCCAAGGCCCUACGGAAGGUCUUCGUCUCCAUCAAGGGCUACUAUUUCCAGGUGGAGUUGAAGGGUCAAACUAUCACUUGGAUCAUGCCACACCAGUUUUCUUUCCAGCCCCAGAGCAGACGAGAGGUGGAUUUUCGUAUAAUGUCAACGUUCACACAAUUCUACACGGUCAUGCUGGGUUUUGUGAACUUCCGUCUGUACCAUUCCCUGAAUCUGUAUUACCCACCGACAUUUGCCUCCUAUUCUGCUUUAGAAGCGAAGGGCAAUGAGUUGGUGGAUGAAGAGGCAUACCUGUCCGAACGUAUUGCAGCCCUCAACCAGCCCUUGGCACGUUCUGGCACGUCGGAGGACAAUUCUGAUGAAGUGGAACUUGAUGCUUUUCCAACGACGGAUGAUCCCGAGAAGCUGGAGGAGGCUAAGGUAGAAGCGGAGAAGUUGCGGAAGUUGAAGACACUGUUCAACGGUCUGAAGGUGUUCCUGAACCGAGAGGUACCCAGGGAGCCCUUGACCUUCGCCCUGCGCUGUUGUGGUGCGGAGGUGUCGUGGGACAAGCAGUUGUUUGUGGGCGCCACUUUUAAUGAGAAUGAUGAGACGAUCACACAUCAGAUUGUUGACCGGCCCUCUAUGGAGACGCAGUAUAUCUCAAGGUACUACGUCCAACCGCAGUGGGUGUUUGACUGUGUCAAUGCUCGGGAGUUACUGCCUGUAGAGAAGUAUCUGCUCGGUUGUGUGUUACCUCCACACCUCUCGCCCUUUAUUGACCCUUCGCGUAAGGAGGAAUAUAACCCGCAGGAGAUGCCAGACCGUUCACUCAUCACCGCUGCAGCUGAAGGUGGAGAGGAGUCUGAGAAGGAAGAAGAGGACACAAAUAUGGAUGCCACUGCUAACUCUGGUGUUGAGAGUGAGUCUGAAGAUGAAGAGGAUGAAGAAUCUUUUGGUGAAAACGAAGAAAAUGAGGAAGAUACGGAGAAGGAUGCCCUUAGAAAAGCAAAGCGGGCCGGGAUGAUGGUGAGCAGCGGGAAGGUGGAGAAGGAGGACCCAGCGGAGCAGAGACGGGAGGAGUAUCAGGAGUUCAAGCUCCGUGAGAAGAUGAUUAACAAGAAACACCGUAGACUGUACCAGAGCAUGAUGAAGGGACGGCGGGACCGCAUCAGGGACAAGAAGAUACUGAUGAAGAAGAGGAGGAUAAUUGACGAGAAAAAGGGAGGGCAUAAAGAACAAAAACAAAUGGUUAGAACUUAGUUCAAACUGGAGGGUUUUUGCAAAUUAUAUUUUUUACAAUUACAAGCUAUUGUAAAGAUUUGUAAAUAAACAUUAAUUGUGUACAUAAACACUUUUAAAGUAACUAAAGUUUUAUUUUUUUAUUCAUAAAUUUCCAUUAUCAAUGUCUGUGACUAAAAUAAUCUUAUGUUUGGUAAAAGAGUGGUCAGUUUUAACUAAUCCAACUGUAAAAUCACAAAAGUGCAGUUGAUAAAAUAAAAAGAACCCUGCUCUUAACUCUUAUAAUGCUUAACUCUCAUGGUUAUGCUAUAAGUGGGUUAUGUAGUUAGCUAAGUGCCACGUUAGUGUUUCUGUAAGUUAUUCAUCUUAAGUUGUAUUUUUGGACAUUACAAUGUUUUUUAAAUCCUGCGGUAUUUAUGUCAAGUAUCACAUGCAUCCGAGUAGCUUCACAAGAAAAUUCAAUAUGUUAGUUUACAAAUGUUGUAACUUAAGUUAACUACCAUACCAAAAGAACUCUGAGCUUUUUCUAUGUUUUGAUAUUUUUGUUUUUUGUUUUAAAACUCAACAUAAUAAUUAUAAAACCAAGUUAUAUGUAUUUUAUUUAUUUGUGUUUUCUAAUUAUACAUAUUAAAAAAAACAUGAA